Molecule: messenger RNA, 1068 nt
Organism: Syzygium oleosum
Lineage: Eukaryota; Viridiplantae; Streptophyta; Magnoliopsida; Myrtales; Myrtaceae
Product: CRIB domain-containing protein RIC4-like
Exons: 3
Coding region: 312-833 (173 amino acids)
Source: RefSeq, a predicted model, not a curated record
ACCACUAUUUCCAACCCACUCCAUAAUAAUUGCCUCUCUCUCUCUCUCUCUCUCUCUCAAUCCAAAGUCGUUUGGUGGGUUCUUUUGCAAAUUCUGCACGUAGAUCAUUCUAGCUUGCUCUUAAAGCCAAAAAGGGUCAUGUUAUAACAGAUAUUCACACACACUUGCAUUGCAUCAUACAUGUUAGUUCUUCAUUGAAGCCAUUCCAAGACAAGAAGGGUGUGUUUGUUUGCGCUUGGUUCGUCCCUGGUCCCCUCUCCCUCUCUCCCUCUUUCUCUCUCUCCCGCUUGGUUGCCUAGUGCGUCGGAGCGAUGAAAGAUCGCACGGAACGAUUCAUGGUCCUUCCCUUCCACAUCAGGUGCGCUUCUCUCUCCAGCGUCGCCGUGAGCACAGCAUGUCAGUCAGAGAAGCAGAGGCCGGAAUCACUCGACGUCGCCGCCGUAGCAAGAAGACAAAAUGGAGAGGCUGGACCCUCCAAGGAGAGAGCCAAGGGCACCCGUGGCUACCCCACUUUGUCAAAACCUAACGCCAACUUUGGAUUUUGGCACAAGCUGAGGAGGAGCAUCAAGAGUUUCACUCAAUUAUUUGUAUACAGAGAAGAUGAUGAGAUGGAGGAAAUAGAAAAGGAGCUGGAGAUCGGGUACCCGACCGACGUGAAGCAUGUGACCCACAUCGGGCUGGACGGAUCCACGCACACCGACCCGGUCAAAGAGUGGCAGAACCUCAACACACCGGAGAUCCUCGCCUUCCCUUCGCUUUCUCUGAGGCAAUUUGAAUUCGCCAUGACCGCACAAACAAACCGUCACCUUAGUGUCGAUCCCGCCAAGUUCUGAUCGAUACGAUGUUGCUGGAAAGUUUCGAGUUCCGGGCAUGCGAUUCCCACGCGAUUGAUGUUCUUGAUCAGAUGUGGUUUGUAUGUAAGGUCUAGGUGGAAAACAUUCAUGUUUGCAAGAAUACUACUUGUGUUCAGCUCUAUUCCAAGUGUUUUCUUUUAAGGUAGCAAGUUAUGACCACUGUUUCCACCCCCUUCUGUUUUAUGAAAUCGUGGGAUAUUCUUCAUCUUUCAAA